UCCUCGCUCCGGGAUGAAUUAGCGGCGGGUUCUGGCCGCAGGUUGUGACCCCCGCGGAGGCCGCAGCUUGCCCACGCGCCCCCCGCGACGUCCCGCCGCGUCUCCUGCCAGUCACAGGCUGAAGGACGGAGUUGGGACUCUAUUCAGGGAAGCUGGCAACAAAGGAUGAGAUGUGUUUUCCAGAGAAAAAUUAGCUGUGAUACUUCUGAACCCAUGGGCAAUUAACACAGCAGUUUCUAGCUACUGAACGUAAUUUCUGAAAGCAGGAUUGUAAACGCUUUAGAAUCAUGGUGUCAUGGAAAGGGAUUUACUUUAUACUCACUCUGUUUUGGGGAAGCUUUUUUGGAAGCAUUUUCAUGCUGGGUCCUUUCUUACCUUUGAUGUUUGUAAACCCAUCUUGGUACCGCUGGAUCAACAACCGCCUUGUGGCAACUUGGCUCACGCUGCCUGUGGCAUUGUUGGAGACCAUGUUUGGUGUAAAAGUGAUUAUAACAGGUGAUGCGUUUGUUCCUGGAGAAAGAAGUGUCAUUAUCAUGAACCAUCGUACCAGAAUGGACUGGAUGUUCCUGUGGAAUUGUCUGAUGAGAUAUAGCUACCUCAGGCUGGAGAAAAUUUGCCUCAAAGCCAGCCUCAAAAGUGUUCCUGGAUUUGGUUGGGCCAUGCAGGCUGCUGCCUAUAUCUUCAUUCAUAGGAAGUGGAAGGAUGACAAGAGCCAUUUUGAAGACAUGGUUGAUUAUUUUUGUGAUAUCCGUGAACCACUUCAGCUCCUCAUAUUCCCAGAAGGAACUGAUCUCACAGAAAAUAGCAAGGCUCGAAGUAAUGAUUUUGCUGAAAAGAAUGGACUUCAGAAAUAUGAGUAUGUCUUACAUCCAAGAACUACAGGCUUUACUUUUGUGGUAGACCGUCUAAGAGAAGGUAGGAACCUCGAUGCUGUCCACGACAUCACCGUGGCAUAUCCCCACAACAUCCCCCAAACAGAGAAGCACCUGCUGCAUGGCAACUUUCCCAAGGAAAUCCACUUUCACGUCCACCGACAUCCGAUAGACACCCUCCCCACGUCCAAGGAAGACCUUCAGCUCUGGUGCCACAAGCGGUGGGAGGAGAAAGAAGAGAGGCUGCGGUCCUUCUAUCAGGGGGAGAAGAAUUUUUACUUUACUGGACAGAGUCUGGUUCCCCCUUGCAAGUCUGAGCUCAGGGUCCUUGUGGUCAAGCUGCUGUCUAUACUGUAUUGGACCCUGUUCAGCCCUGCCAUGUGCCUCCUCAUAUACCUGUACAGUCUUGUCCGGUGGUAUUUUAUAAUCACCAUUGUGAUCUUCGUGCUGCAAGAGAGAAUAUUUGGUGGACUGGAGAUCAUCGAACUUGCAUGUUACCGUUUUUUACACAAACAGCCACAUUUAAACUCAAAGAAAAAUGAGUAGGAUUGUAAGGCUCACAGGGCAAGAGCCAGGGGAUACUUUGGAAAUGUUCUAAGCCUUUGUAAACCGAAAUGCAUUUUUGCAUGACUGUGUCAGAUAUUUCUUACUACCAUCUGAUUUGUUAAAGAUAUUUUGCACUUAAUUUUGUGGGGAAAAUAUUGCUACACACACAAUUUUUUUUUUUUAGAUCUUGAAUGUAAUUUCGAUACUACGUAUGUAGCAGGGAGUGACUGCUGUGAAAUAACUCCAGCCAGAAUAUUAUUAAACAAUCAUCAGGCUCGUGACAGACAAGGUACACAUAAGUUUUUCUUAAAGGCCCAAACCUAUUUCCUAACGGAGUCCCCAGACCACAGGCAGAUCUGAAAUGCGUGAGCACGCAUCUCCUGGAGGCCAGCACUGUCCUCCCCAGCGCCCAGCCCCCUCCCUUGACAUCAUCCUCUUUCCUUUCUAGCCAGUUGGACCCAGCCCAUCCUUUCCUAAGAUCAGAGGCAGAACCAUCUUCUCCCUAAACACAUCAGAUGCUUUGAGAGGAAGCCCUGCGUUCUUCUUAAUACCUUGUGCUGAUGGAGCCAUCACAAGACCACCUGUGCCCUUCUCUCCUCUGGAAACUCAGACCUGGACAUGUCUCAGGGAGCAACCACAGGCUCUCCACUUUGAAACUUUAGCUUGAACUUUAAAAGAUAGGAACUGAUACAGGUUAGGUUCUUCACUUACACUCAAUCUUGCAUGCUUAGCGGUUUCCUUACAGCGUGUUGGCAGGUGUUAAAAAUGGUAUUCAUGAAGUAACAAACUUUUUUAAAGAAACACUUAGAACAUGCUGUUAUUGUAGUAAGAAACUAUCUUUUUGAGAUUUCUUUAAAACCUACCCAAAAAGGAAGAUUAUUGUGUCUUCUGUGUGUGCAUGGGUAUCUAACUUCUGCAGAGACAGCAACAGCAAAUUGCUUGUAAAAGGGGCAGCAAAUUGCUUGCAAAAAUCAUUUAUCCUAAAUGAUUCAGCCUUUGUAGCUGUGACAGAUUCUAAAACCAAAAUGGUAACCCCACAACGCAUCCUGUUUAAUGAUGUAAGGGAUCUCUCUUUCCAGCGUUAGGCUUCUUUCAGCCGCAAUAUUUAAAGCCACUUUGGACACGUUGUUCCCCCUCAGUAUUCCUGUCAUUUGGAGUCAGCGGGAAGCCCAGCGGCUCAGUAGCGCCAGUCUCCUCCUCAGCCAAAAGCAGCCUGUGGCCGGGUUUCUACUCUAGCAGAGCUGCGCACACCCUCUUCCCAUAAAAGGGAUGGUGGUCAGGGCUGCCAAACCUAAGAGGCAAUGAAGAGCCUUCAGCUGUUAGCAAACCUGUCAGCUUCACUCCCGCAUUAAGCCAACCUCCAGAGCUACUUGUUGUUGUAUGUACCCUGGGCAUGCAUCACACUUCAGUUUUUGCUUGUCAGUGACUUUUACCCAGCCAGUGGGUCCUGCCUUGCCACAGAAGGGCAACACUGGUGAGCUGAACUCCGUGAACAGAGUCAGAGAAAGCACGGCGGGGGCCGGACACUGCGACACAUCGUUUUUAUUGCAAAGCGUUAGCUAGUGCUUCUACCAGGAUGCACUGACCCACAUUUACAUGGUCUCCCCAAGCUGUUUUUAAACCUUCUGGGAGCUUACUAAUUAGUUAGUAUGCAGCUCUGCUCCCAGGCCACCCUUUUACUUAAUGGUGUUUCAGGUUUAAAAAAAAAAACAAAAACAAAACUUUUUUCCCUCCCCUUCAUAAGAGAGCUACUUUAAGUGUCCGUGAGCCUUCCCUGGGUUGUAUUUAAACACAGAAAUAGCUGAGCCAUCAGGAUAGCGUCUGUCCGGGGAAGAGGGCACAGCCAGCCUUCUCCCAGAGUGCCUGUGAUGCAGCCCCGCCCCUGCACGCUCAUGAGGCUCCUUGCUCAAGGUGUGGCCUGCCCAGCGGCCGUCCGCUGUGCCUGGGGAAGCGCCAAAGGGAACGUCAUUGUGAUCAUCUAACACGGGUCUCAGAUAAAAGAAGACCGUAUUUCACCUGCCCAGAUUCACCCUCAUAAAGCACCCAAACUGGAGGAGAUAGACCUUUUGUACUCAAAGAAUUUGAAAUGGUAACUCCAAAGAGAAGCGUCCCUCCUUUUUGUGAGUUUUGUUUUUUUAUUGGCAAUUAUUUCUUUCCCUGUGUUUUAAAGCCCUUUGCGUCUUAAAAAUUAACUGUACAGAUAAUGAUUGACCCUAGGACCCUGAAAUUGAUCCUCACGUGUCGGGUGUGAAUUCCCUUAGCUUCAAGAGUUGGGACUGGCCUCAGGAAUUACCGCGUCCACACCUUGCCCCCUGUGACUGUGGACUGAGCAAGCUCUGCUAUGUCUUGGUGCAGACAGACGUGACUCCAGCUCCACGCCUGGUCAGGCCCUCAGAGGCAGACUCUGGAUUCGUGCACAGUGCUGUCCAUCUCUGAAGUGUCCUCCGUGGGUGUGCUUCAUUUACAGUGCACAUAAAAUGCGAACCCACAGGGAGAGGCACUGAUGAGGUCACAGGUUCUCAGACCUGGCGUCUUUGUUGGAAACAAGCCCAGAUAACUCCAAAAUUCAGAGUACAUGGUCAAAGGUUUAAAAAAAAAAAAUCAGUGUUAGAACGAGUCCAUGACUUAAGAAUCCUAGUAGAAUACUUGCUUGCCUGUGAAUGCUGUGAAAACACAGGUUAGAGGGAAAGAACUUCCACUCGAGUCACUUGGAGAUGAGCGGCUCGUGUCAAAAAUCGGAUGCUGGCAGCCAUGACUGCAGGCUGCCGAGAGGGAGGCGUUCCCAAGCCCUGGCAGAGACCCUCCUGUGCACCUUUCCGGGAAGGCCGCUCACCGGGGAGCCUGUGGGGGUUCACUUGUUUACAUUUCUUUAUACGAAUAAUGUGCUCCAGUGCCUUAGUUACAGGUCCCUUUCUUCCCUUGCUCCGAGGGUUCUGCAGCGCAUUUUUUAGGUAAAGCUUCCUUUUUUGCUACUCGCUGGGAGGGCAGUGGACUCCGAACACGGGCCGCCCCGUCAGGCCCCUCUGAGAGGAGCGCUGGGGGCGAAGCGAGCGAUUGCCCCAGCGCUGCCAUUCAUGCUGUAGCAAAGGAAUGGUUUUGCCACAGGUUAGUUUCUGAUUGGCUGUGGCCCUAAAGUUGCCCUGCACCGCCCUCAAACGUGCUUUCAAAAGAGAAUCUUGGUUUUGGUAAUUGAUUUUUUUAAAAAAGAUCAUUAUGUGUAAAACAUCAAGUUGUAAAAACGACUCACGGGAUGGCCUUAGUUUUUCAGCGUCCACUGGUAUGUUUGUGAGUUGUGUUACUGUAACCUCCUACAUCCCAGAAUAAAG
Molecule: messenger RNA, 4744 nt
Organism: Lepus europaeus (European hare)
Lineage: Eukaryota; Metazoa; Chordata; Mammalia; Lagomorpha; Leporidae
Gene: LCLAT1
Product: lysocardiolipin acyltransferase 1
Exons: 7
Coding region: 288-1418 (376 amino acids)
Cellular component (GO): endomembrane system
Molecular function (GO): acyltransferase activity
Source: RefSeq, a predicted model, not a curated record